Dromaius novaehollandiae (emu) is the source of this 3326-nucleotide messenger RNA. RefSeq names its product cysteinyl leukotriene receptor 2 (gene CYSLTR2). The coding region runs from base 558 to 1490 and encodes 310 amino acids. Gene Ontology annotation, molecular function: G protein-coupled receptor activity. The record is from RefSeq and is a predicted model, not a curated record. Gene Ontology annotation, biological process: G protein-coupled receptor signaling pathway. NCBI's taxonomy places the organism in Eukaryota, Metazoa, Chordata, Aves, Casuariiformes, Dromaiidae. The transcript is spliced from 3 exons. Gene Ontology annotation, cellular component: plasma membrane.
GUUGGGGUCCCUCUCCGGGGGCACCCAGCUCGAGCUGUCAUUUGCCACUGUACUGCUUAUAGCAAACGAGUUUGUAAUACUCGCGUCUGAGCCUCUGCUCCGGGAAGCCUAGGGUCAGAGACCUUCCUUAACAGUCAGAGCCCAUAUAUAGAAGUGCAGAGAGCUCCCAGGAUCAAUGCUUAGCUGCGGGGCCCCUUUCAUUGGAGGAGAAGUAUGAGAGAUUGCCAUGUGGUUACUAGCAUCGCUCCUUGAGCUAAAAACAUUGCUCGCCGAAGAAAAUGCAAGAUCUGUUAAUAAUGAUUCACUUCCCCUUACCACUGCUCAUUACCCCUCUGUGGCAUUUGUGGUUUUGAUUCAAGUUUCUGUGUUUUUCCUUUCCACUGACAAAACUGCAAGCUGCGAACAACAGAAAGCAGAAGGAAAUACUGAACACACCAGCAGGCGAACGAGCUGAGGUAUGUAAUACUUCUCAUUUAUCUUGGAGCCAUCUCCGGACCUUAGCUGCCUGAUGAACAUCUCUGGGCUGGACAGAAAGACCGAGGGCCCUACCCCAGACCAUGAAUAUUUCUGAGAUGGCACUAAAUGACAGCUUCACUAACAGCUCACCCAACUGUACAGUUGAUGGCUUCAAGCAAGCUGUUUAUCCUGCCACGUAUCUCACUAUCUUUUUCCUGGGUGCUGUUGGAAACGGCCUCUCCAUAUAUGUCUUCUUCCGGCAUUCCCAGAGAAAGACCUCGGUAAACAUCUACAUGCAGAACUUGGCCAUUUCGGAUCUCAUGUUUGUAAGCACUUUGCCCUUUCGGGCCACCUAUUUCCUGUUGGGCUCACGCUGGAUAUUUGGUGAAGUCCUUUGCAGGAUCAUGACUUACACCUUGUACGUUAACAUGUAUUGCAGCAUUUAUUUUCUCACCGUGCUGAGUGUGGUUCGUUUCAUAGCCAUCGUCUACCCGUUCAAGCACUGGAAAGUAACUAACAUUAAGUAUGGCAAGAUAACAUGCACAGUGAUAUGGUUCUUCGUACUGGCAGCCUCCAGCCCGCUGUUGAGCAAGGAAAUCGCUGGGUACAGCCACCCAGCCAAGUGCUUGGACCUCCCCCCAGCCAACACACACAAGCUCUUCCUGAUGAACAACAUCGUCCUUGUGGUGGGCUUCAUCCUGCCAUUCUGCAUCAUUAUCAUCUGCUACGUCUUUGCCAUCAAAGCGCUGCUCAAGACCAAGACGCCUCAGCAAAAAAAGGCAGUCUGUCACAAGAAGGCACUGUUGACCAUCAUCAUCACUCUGAUCCUGUUCCUUCUGUGCUUCCUGCCGUAUCACAUACUGCGAACUGUGCACCUGAGGCACCAUGAGUGCCACCAGGACAACCUGUCUUUGCACAAGGCGGCGGUCAUCACUCUCUGCCUGGCUGCCAUGAACAGUUGCCUUGAUCCUGUGCUCUACUACUUUGUUGCUGAAAACUUCAAAGUGCAAAUCAGACGUUUAUACUGCAAGUAGCUGGUCCAGAAUUGCAAAAUUAUACAUAUGCGCUCUGGACAGGACGUCUAGACUGUGUCCAAAUUGUUAAAGAAAAGCGGCCGUGUGGUGCUGGCUAGCCUGGAGCCACACGGCUCAGUGCCAGGCCCUGCUGGAGCAAAAGUGUCUUGAAGAGAGCUCAUUGGGGCCAUCCAAAACCAAGACAGGUGCACACUAACAUUAAGCAGCAUGGAUGAUCAGAGGUCAGGUGCCUGGGCAAAGUCCCUAGUCCUCUUUUAUUUAGCAGUGCAGAUAUGCCUCCGGUGCUCACCCUUAUCAAGGCACAGAACUGAAAGAGCAGUACUCUUUUCUCAGCGUUGCCACCAAUUUGUCUUGUUACCAGAGUAUUUUAUUUCACCUUACUCACCUGUGAUUUGAAGGGAAACUGUUCAUCGAACUGUCUUGGUGUCUUUGCGCUCCAUUUCCCUGUAUGUGUAGAAGUGCACAUUUCGGAUGCUUCAUGGUGCUCUGCCAGUUCUCUUUGCAAACAUUGGCCAAAGGUUUGCAUAUCACAGAAAUAUAAGGCAUUACUAAUAUUUUCUGCUGAGUCGGACUUGCAUAGCAGGCAGAGAGCCAAAGAGGACCCAGCAAUGGCUCAGGCCAUUCAGAAAGCAUUAACACUUCUAGAUUUUCCACUCCGAGGUAUUUUUUUUAAUGUUUCAUUGAUUAUCAAGUGAAACAAUGAUUUCAAGCAAGCAAUUUCAGUACUGCAAUGAUACAAGUAAUGUGACCAUUGAAACCAAAGGCGGGAUAUUGGCUCAUGCGCAUGGAGCUGCACCCUGUGUCACUUUGUGUGCUCUCUGAUCCCUUUGAGGCCAUCACAAAACUUGUUUUCAUGCUCAGUGUUGCCCAUGCUUUUCUGAAAACCAGGCACUUGAGGUUACGCAACUCAGUCCAUAUGUAGGGACCCAGAGCCAGUCUUUUAAAAAUAUCUAGACCCAGGCAGGCAGCUAGUAGGACAUUUGGCAGCACAGCCUUAGGGAGUGGUUUCCAGUCUCACAGCAAACUGCUGCCAAAGAGAUGUCCCUAAUCCCUCACCUCCUGUCUGCUCCAAUCAGAAAACCGUUCCCUUUCUCAUAGGAUUAAACUUCCAGCUGUCUGACAUCAAACAGGAGCAAUGCAGCAGGAAAAAACAGGUAGCCAGGAGCAGGAGGAAAGAUGGGCGGCAGAGGAGGAGGAGUGCUGUUUUAGAAAGCAGCAGGGAGCUCCACCUGUGCAGGCUUUGGAAAAUCUUACCAAAAGGCUGUCUGCGUUUUUAAACCCCUGAAUAUUUUCUAAAAUGCAUGUCCACCAAAUCAGGCCACUUGCAGUUGAGUGCACUCAAGGUCCAAAUUCAGUUUGAGCACGUUUGGAUUUUUUUUUAAAUGGCCCCCUUUUUUAAAUAAAAACAUGCUUGGAUUUUUUUAGCUUGAAGAUUUGUCAUAUUUGUGAGGAAAAUAGCCUGUCUCAUAUGAAGACUGGAUAUAAUGAUGAAAAAUUGCGCUCCCUGUGGAAUCCCCCCAGGAGAAGGUUUCUCUCAGUGAAGAUAUGUUUUCAGUGCUCUGAACUUUUUUGGAGAAAAUACAACCAACUAUUUUCAACUCUGUCUGAAAUAUAAGGAAAACAAAUCAUUGAUGGCCAGGUGGAAAAGUACUCAGCAUGUCGCUGGGAAAGUCACAUUUUUCUAGGCUACCCAAGGGUCAGCUUCAGUUGAAGAGUCAAUCUGUUUCAGUUAUUCUAUGCUGUCUUUGAUAUAAGCACAGACUUGUAUCAUAAGUCUUCACUAAUGUUUAUUUUCCAAAUCAUCAUUUCAAGAAUUUAGAUAGACUUAUUUUAUGU